ACGCAGCAGUACCAAAAAAUGGAAAGUUACCAAACGACGCUUGAACGUCUUCUUUUAGAAGCAAAAAAUGAUCUUGGAGAUGAACACGUCCAAUUCGUCCCUGUCUAUUUGACGUGUUCCUUACAGAAACUGGUAAAUCAUUUUAUUUCUAUAUUUACGAUGUACAAAGAAGAAUAUAUUUUCAAGAAGAAGCUUUUAUGUGAAUUCAAUCGAAUAGAGGAAAAGCAAGACGGUAUGGUGUUGCUUACUGUUUGGAUGAAUCAACCUUGUAUCAAUAUGGACAGGACCAAAGAUUUUGAUGAGUUAUGCAAAAUAGAAAAAGAAGAAUGGGCAAAAAGAUUCACGUAA
Molecule: messenger RNA, 348 nt
Organism: Paraglomus occultum
Lineage: Eukaryota; Fungi; Glomeromycota; Glomeromycetes; Paraglomerales; Paraglomeraceae
Source: the annotation of a GenBank genome assembly